Messenger RNA from Xyrichtys novacula (pearly razorfish), 2764 nucleotides. The record is from the annotation of a GenBank genome assembly. NCBI's taxonomy places the organism in Eukaryota, Metazoa, Chordata, Actinopteri, Labriformes, Labridae.
AUGUCUACCAAGAUACUGUCUUUAAACAGCACGGUUUUCAAAUGGAUGAAAACGUUUCACACCAGCUGUCCACGAGGGUUUAGGUAAGACACGCCGGAUAACUUUUUGGUAAUGUGUAAACUUUUAUAUAAACUGCUUAUACAACAACCAUGCAUGCAGCAUAACUUCCUCAUUUUUAACUUCCACAGAACUGCAGCUGCGUCUCUUAGUUCCGUCAGUUUGAAGGGUCGAAGCUUCCUAACUUUGAAAGAUUUCAGCCCAGAUGAAAUCAAGAGGCUGCUGUGGGUCUCAGGAGACCUCAAACAUCGGAUCAAACAUGAAAAACAGGUAGCUGGUGUUUGCUAACAUCUGUUGACUGCAGUGUGCAUUUGCAAAUGUUCUCAGUUGUAACUGUCAAGGUCAAUCUUCAGUGUCUGAAGCUAACUUUCUUCUCCAUUUUAGUAUCUUCCUCUUCUCCAAGGGAAGUCCAUUGCCAUGAUAUUUGAGAAGAGGAGCACCAGAACAAGAAUGUCUACAGAAACAGGUGUCCCUUAUGUAUUCAUAUAUCUUCAAAUGGUUUAUGACAUGUGCUGUAUUGAAACUUAUAUGUAAAAACAUUAAAGUGGCACAAUGCAGUCAUCAAUUGUUAGAUUAACCCAUUAGAUACACAUUGAUAGAAUGAAUGUAAUAGGGUUCUAGUAUCUCAUAAAUUUAGCCUGGCUGUUAAAAGACAGUUUCUAUUUGAGGAUGAUUCAGUGUUUUUACUCCAGGUUUUGCUUUGCUUGGCGGGCACCCCUGUUUCCUCAAAUCUGAGGACAUCCACCUUGGAGUGAACGAGAGUAGCACAGACACAGCUAGGUAUGAAAUUCAUUAUGGUUUUGUUCUUUACCAUGUGGGUUACAUAUCUCCACUCCUUAUUUGUCUGUUAAUCUCAAAAAAAUCUUAAUCAGCAUGGUGUUUUUUAAGGCAGCGCUGCUUCACUUGUAUAAUAUUGCUUUGGUCCUCUGCUGCUUUUAAUAACUAAAAGGAAAGAUUAGAUUUUGUGGAUCACCACAUGAACCAAUUUUACAUGCACCCCUGUGUAAUCUCUAACCCCCCGCCACAGGGUUCUCUCAGGGCUGUGUGAUAUUGUCUUAGCACGAGUGUAUAGCCACUCCACACUGGAAGAACUGGAUAAGGAGGCCUCCAUCCCCAUCAUUAAUGGCCUGUCUGACCUCAGCCACCCAAUCCAGAUCCUAGCUGACUACCUCACUUUUGCAGGUAAUGUAGCAGCUUCCUGGCAUCCUGCUGUUUAAAUAAUUGAGAUGAUAAAGUCAGCUUGUUUUUCAAAUAUUUCCUCCCAGGAACAUUAUGGCUCCCUGAGUGGACUAACAGUCAGCUGGAUUGGAGAUGGGAACAAUGUCCUCCACUCCUUCAUGAUGUCAGCAGCCAAACUAGGAAUACAUCUGAAGAUUGCUACACCAAAGGUUUGCUUCUUUUUAUGUGGGCACAUCAACUGUAACUGUCUUAUCAUUGCUAGAGUUGAUCCUUUCCAAAGAAUAUCCUGGGGAACUAAAAAUAUAUUGUUUUCUUUUUAUAAAAUAUAUGAAUAUUCAGCAACUGAUCUACAUUUUUACCUUAAUUUGUAGGGAUAUGAACCAGAGAAAAGUGUAAUUGAAGAGGCACAAAGACUCUCCAAAGAGGUGAAUUAUUGUUCAUGUGUCCUAGCUUUAAACAAACCUCUUGUCAAAAGACGUCUCAUUAAUUCCUAAAAUUGUAUUUUGUCUCAGCACGGGACCAAGCUGGUUCUGACCAGUGACCCCAUGGAGGCUGCCCAUGGCAGCAAUGUUUUGGUCACUAGCACCUGGGUUAGCAUGGGGCAGGAGGAGGAGAAAAAAAGAGGCUUAAUGACUUUAAAGGUUACCAAAUUACUAUGCAGGUAAGAUGUGGGGAGUUUUACAAAUAUAAAGAUGCACAUUUUGACUUGAACACUUUCUCUAUGGCUCAGAAAGAAAGAGGAGUCAAUCAUUACAUAUCAGUAGCGUUUAGAGAUGGAAGGCGUUUUCUGCUAUGUAAAAGACACUGAACUUUAAUUCAGAGCAAACUUAUGUUUUGUCUUUAAUAGACUAUAGUUUUCUGAAAAAUGAGAAAGUGAGGUGAUGUGAUUUUCAUUAACAAAACAUGUCUUUAUGUCAUAUAUAUAAACACACAUUAUGGACCGUUUUAUUUUGGAGAAACUACCUCUGAACUGAUCCAAAUCAGUCAUUUGUCAGCCAAAUAUGUGUGAGCAUAGGAGAUGUUUGAUUCCAGUUUUGAAUUGAUUCAAGGUAUUAACAUAAAACAGCUUCUGGAAAACAAAAGAGAAAUGGACCCGCACUGCAAACAAAAAGAAACUGUAAUGUAUUUAACAUAUAUGUAUAUCUGACUAGCCAUUAUUGUUGCAUUACUCCAUCCUGACUUUCUCACUCAUCUACAGACAGCACGUGGAGCCAAACCAGACUGGACCUUCCUGCACUGUCUUCCACGGAAAAUGGGGGAGGUGGAGGUGGAUGACGAGGUAUUCUACUCUCCCCGUUCACUUGUCUUUCCUGAGGCAGAGAACAGGAAAUGGACCAACAUGGUGAGCAGCCUUGAGAAAAACUCACCAUUAUUUACCAUAUAAUUUUAUACAUAAGUAGGUUCAUUUAGACCCAUAGUCAGCUUUUACUCUCUCUCUUCUAAUCAUGACAUCCUUUUUCUCUUACAGGGUCUGGUGGUUUCUCUUCUGACUGACUAUUCACCACAGAUCCCCAUGCUCAAGUUCUAA